Molecule: messenger RNA, 7432 nt
Organism: Puntigrus tetrazona (Sumatra barb)
Lineage: Eukaryota; Metazoa; Chordata; Actinopteri; Cypriniformes; Cyprinidae
Gene: clmpb
Product: CXADR like membrane protein b
Exons: 7
Coding region: 687-1844 (385 amino acids)
Cellular component (GO): membrane; cytoplasmic microtubule; cell surface
Source: RefSeq, a predicted model, not a curated record
UUUUCCUGAUUCUUCAUUAUUAUUAUUAUUACUGGAUGCUUUUAGAACUGGAUAUCGCAAGGUCUUAGUCUACACUAAGUGUACGAAACGGGUUUAAACGGCUAGCAUGCACGUGACGUAUCGUGAAAUACCAGACGUGACGUGUCGUGCAUGCACUCUUGUUAACAUACAGUUCUUACACUCGGGCUUUUUGCAUCCGCUUCCAUCACGGCACAUGUGCCGUUGCUCCUCUCCAUCCAGACAGCGCGAGUGUGCUUCAGACUCUAGAGGUCUCCAUCCUUCAGCAUCCACACACGCGCUGUGCAUUCUUCUGCAUCGGCCACAGACUCAGAGAGAGAGAGAGAGAGAGAGAGAGAGACAGUGAGGGAGAGACAGAGGACACCGCGCAACGGCAACCCGAGACGCGCGUCCUCCGUCAGAGCGAACGGGAACUUUGAUGAUCUGACGGUGAAACCGAUGGAAACGUGGAGAUGAUGUUCCAGUCCUCGAUGACGGAUUCGUCUUUCAGCAUGUCCAGCUAUGCUGUCCUUGUGCUCGUCUCCUAACAGACUGCCGAUCCAUUUUCUUCUCAAACACUUCUGCCAUACCGCGGCUUUUGAUUGCGCGUGAAGAGCAGCGAAGGAAACGGGGCGCAUUGUUUGAAUUCUCUAAAUUAUAAAGGACUUCCAGCUCACACGGGAUUCGUGAUGUCUGCAACAUACCGCUCCUUAUUCCUCUUGAUGUUGAGUUUACUCUCGGCCGGGGCCCAGACCGAGAUGAAGCGGGUUGUCGGGGACAACGCCACAUUGCCUUGCCAUCACCAAUUCUGGCAGUCUAAUGGACAAACACUGGACAUCGAGUGGCUCUUGCAGAAACCCAACGUCAAACAACGUGUGAUCAUCACGUUCUUCAACAACGAGGUCUAUACUAACGAUAACCCUGCCAGUCGUCUCUCCUUUGCGGGCGACUACCUGAACGGAGACGCCUCUCUCCUAAUCAGCGAUCUGCAGCUGACCGACUCUGGAGAAUACCACUGUAAGGUCAAGACCGGCGGCAAAUACCACUGGAGCCAAGUCAACCUCAUUGUGCUGGUGAAGCCGUCUAAACCCCGCUGCUGGAUGGAUGGCAGGCUUCUGGAGGGCAGUGAUGUGAAACUGAGCUGUAAGUCUUCAGACGGAUCCGACCCCAUUCACUACAAAUGGGAGAGAGUUCUGGAUAAAAGCAAGAGCGUGGGAAAACUGCCUCCCCUCGCGCUCAUCGAUCUGAAGAACCCAGAGAUCGUGACCUUGAGGAACUUGACGCAGGACAGCUCCGGGGUCUACAAGUGCACCGCCAGCAACGAUGUAGGAGAGGAGAACUGUAUCAUCGAGGUCACGAUGCAAUAUGUGCGGGGCAUGGGUGUAGUGGCUGGAGCCGUGGUUGGAGUUUCAUUCGGCGUUCUGCUCCUCAUUCUCAUCAUCUGGCUGGUCUUCCGCAAGAAGGAGAAAAAGAAAUACGAGGAAGAGGAGACGCCUAAUGAGAUCAGAGAGGACGCAGAAGCUCCUAAAGCCAAGCUGGUGAAGCCCAACUCCCUCUCCUCGUCCCGCUCUGGCAGCUCUCGCUCCGGUGCUUCCUCCACACAGUCCAUGGUGCACAACAGCGCUCCCCGAAGCCAGCGUCCACGGCCACCCGCCGUCGCCGCCCUCAAGGAGAACGGACAGCCCCAUGGGUUCCCCCAGUCUCCCCCGGCCUACACGCAGGUCGUGCCUAAAACCCCUGAACCCCCGGCCACCCCGAAAUUCAGACCCCCCAAUCCUCCCGUGGGCAUGUCCAUCCCGGCGGGCGUCAUGGUCCCUGCUCAAAGCAAGGCCUUUCAGACAGUGUAGAGAGUAAAGCAAGCGCGGCCUGGUGCGGUCUCCGUACAAGACACCCACAGUGACUCUUCCAAAAGUUGCAACUACGAUUGGAAAAAUUAAAUACACACAAACAAAUAAAAGCAUAAUUAAAAAUAUAUAUAUAUUAAAUCAAUCAUAUAAAAUCUAAAAAGUUGAAUGCAUAUUUACAAGGGAAAAUACACAGUGGUUGCCCCCUUCUGAAGUAUUAAAAGAGAACAAGGGAGGAACUGAAGAACAAGAGUUUUUAUUCUGAUUCUUUGAUUCCCUCCCCUUCUUUUAAAUCUCAUGGCACAGUCUGACCCUUUUUCACAUUAUUUGUUUUGCUUUCACUUUUGGAGCUCUUGAAGGCUUUGUGGGCAGCGGGGUGGAAAGAUUUCCCCAAGUGCAGUUUAUUUAUUUAUUGCAUCAAAGAGGCUAAAGGUCCAAGGGCAGGCCGGGUUUAAUGAAACAUGAUGGUGAGUGGACUCUGAAGAGAAAUGAAGGAUAUUAUCGAAGAACCUGUUGUUCCUGUCGAAGGCGAGGGGGGCGGCUCUGGGAACAUGAACCGUUCUUCUCAUUCCCAUUCAGUUUUCCUAGAAUGCAAUGCAACAUCAACUGUGGCUCAGAUUUCAAAAUCAAAGCAAAUCCUACCAAUACCUUAACAAACCACUAAAAAGAAGCGAAGUGGUCCCCGAUGGACAUUUCAGCACGUGGAUGAUGCCAUGUAGCGGCACAGAGAGACUUUAACAGUUCAGUCAUCAUGUAACAACACACUGUGGGGCGAAUCCACAGAACGCUUUCGCUACCUUAGCACGCUAUAUUUCAUAAAAACACCCAUUUAACUGUAUUUAAAUAAUGCCAUUGUCACUGGUUUUGCGAAAACCCACUUUUUCUCUGUAAAUUAGGCUGAUAUUGUAUCUUUUCAUUAGGCUGCUAAUGUUUUGCUAUUACUGGCCACAGAUGCAUAUGGUAAAAGAAAUUCGAUAUAAGAGACUGUAUCUAUGUCUUUCUAGCAGCGAUAAUUUAUCAAAUGGUAAUGGAUAAAGAGCCUUCUAUCUGGUAAACAUUUAUGAGGUGAGUCUGUCCUCCAACAAAAAAUGACCCAAUAAGUCGUUUGUGCAAGCACCUUAUUACAACCUAUAUUUACGUUUUAAAGGUAAGCGCCCUCUAAUGGGCAUAAAAGAGAACGAAGUAAUCAUCAUGAAAUGAAAUAUGACUGUCAUUGCCAAUCAAAAUGUGAGUUUAUUUGAAUGCAACGUGUGGACUUUUUACACCAAUCUCACGACAAUUCGAAUAUAUUUUACUAGGUGUCAUUUUUACGAAUGACCACAUCAAAGCACUCCCUUACGGAAAUAAUGCAAAAUCGUGAAUUUAUGGCCACAUUCUCUGGGAUCAAGCCCAAGUAUGAUCACAUGACAUCGUGUAAAGCAACGCACUAACAACUGAGCUACGCAAAAAAUGAUUUAUGAUGCAGAUAAAAGAGUACAAAACAAAAAUGUUAAUGUCCUGUUGCCGAUAGGGGUGCAAUUGUAGUUUUUUACGCUCUGACCCGUAUUACAGGGUUUUGGACAAACGACCUAUACAGGCGUAUUGAUUGGAGGAAAAGUUGUUUAUUUUGGUGGUCCACGUCCAAUAGCUACAAGUAACUUUGCAAUUAUAUGUCAACUAGCAGUCAUUAGCGUAUUAGGCUGUUUAAUAUCAGUUAAUACUUUAUUUUGAUGGUCCCCUAACAGACAUUCAACUGAUUUUAAGUAACUUUGCAAGUUCAUCAACGUAUUAAAUUAACCCUAAUCCUAAUCUAACAUACUACUUAUAGUCUAAAGGGAAUUAGUUGACAUUUGCUCGAAAGGCUAUCAAAAUAUAUGCCAAAGUAUCAUGCAGUCAAGCGCACUUUAAUUACUGUUUCAGGUGCCUUGCAAUGCUGUAUGUACAUUCCCAGUAAAGUACACCAGAUUGCGGCAGUCUGCUGUAUUCUUCACAAUCUAGCGCUCAGAACUGACCUGCAUUAUAGCUGCGCGCAAAGUGUUGCAGCCAGUGAUUUGCACAAUUCCACUCAUGAAUCGGGUGUUAAAAACAAGACGUGUGAAAAAUCAACAACGCCAUCGGCGAGUGCAAUUGGUCCUUAGUGAAUUCCCCCUGCGUGUCAACUGCUCUCUACGCACCAAUACAAAUUUUUGCAGUUAAAUCUGUGUAUAUACAUGGAGUGUACGGUACGUCCUUGACAGAAAGUCUGCGGUCUGGUUUCGGAUGGCAUCCUUAGCGUUUAAUGGACUUAAGUUUGUAUUACAUACCGACUGCGGUAUAUUUGUUACAGCUGUAUUUCCAAUGAUACUGAAACCAAAACCUGUCACAAAUACUAUGAAUGUGUAUAAGUCCAAGAUAGUUUUGUUUUUUAUUUAUUUCUUCCUUUUUUUCUCGAAUACCCAACGGUACUGCAUAAUAGCAUACGAGGCACAAGUAACUUUGAACUAUAAUCUCACAGUACUGUGGACAAGUAAAUGAAAGGGAAUGCCAUAACAGGGACUUAUGUACAGAGAGUGUGUGAAACUAGUGUGUGCGCAUUUGCGGUACUCUCCUUCUAGUUCAUAUAUGCACCACGGUACCGUCCCAGGACUCUCCUAGGACCCUCUAACAACAGGCUGUUUCAAGAUGGCUGGCUCUUUGUGCCAGUCGCCCCGCAGCUUCCUCCGCCAAGCGCUGUCAAAACCCUCUCCAUUAGCGGUGUCUCGAAGCCUCUGGGAAGACCUUGCUUGGUGCAUUUGUGAAAUUCGAAAUGGACAAGUUGCCUGUUUUGUGUGCCUUCACAGUGAAUUCUUCCCCCGAGAUUGCUUUUGUCCUUGGUUCUUUGCAAUGUACCAGACAAAAAAAAAAGGAAGCCAUGUGUAAAACAGCGGAGAGAGAGAGAGAGAGAGAGAGAGAGCGCUCUGGCACAAAGAGGCUGACCAAACACAGCCCCACGAAUAAUGUACACUCUGUAGUCAUGAUGCUGUUUUAUAUUGUACAUACAGAUAAAUAUACGCACACGAUAUCCUUUAAGUUAUCAGUUGAAGAUUGGGGUUAUAGGCCAUAAUAAAGAUGUAGAUGAGGUAUUAUGCAUUUUCAGAGAGUAAUAAUUGGUCACUGUAGCCCCUGACCCGCUAAGCUCCCUUUAAUAAGUAAAAUCAUUUCCUUCUUAAUGGCUACUUAUAUAUCUGCCAUUGAUGGACCUUAAUAUUUAAGAGAGGAAAAGCCAUGUGAGGAAGCAAGCAUACAACACUCUUUUUAGGCCACUUUCAAAUGUAGGUGCCAACCUUGUUUGUCAUUCUUAUAGGGUUGCAGUCUGUAAUGUAGCCGAAUGCUGCCUAUGCCAGUUCGCCGGCUUCUUCUUACUUUCCCAGCAAUUGUGUUUGAUACACACCGAUACACUUCUUCCCAAGUGUACACACACACUACUUCCCAAGUGUACACAGCCUAACACGACCUCAUAAAUAGAGACACACUCGAGACGUGCUCUCCAGAGCCGCUUUCUCCACGAGGCGGUGUAGGAGGUGUUGCUGGCUGAACUGUUGUCAGUAAGUGUGAUGGAUGGGCUGUCAUGAAGAGUGGGGAGUGAAUGAUGGGAAUUGUAAGGAGAACACAGGGUCCAAACCCUACAGAGGUUCUCUAGUACCUCUACCCCCACAACAGAGAGUGAGACGAAACCCAAUUGGGCCUUCACAAUAUGGCUUUUUUGUAGGCAGUUACUCUUCUUGUGUUGAAAUAUCAGCUCUGUUCCAAAACCUAUUGAGCUGCCUUGCUGUCUACUGCCUGUAUAGGUAGCUGGCUCGAAGGUUAGCAUCCUAAUUGAGUGCGAUAGUGCCAGUCCACUUUCAGUGUCCUUGGCUCCUGAAGUGAUUUUCACAUAGACUGAUUUUGAAAAAGUCUUCAUUCAAGCAUUAAAAGCCACAAACCACAUUUACCAGUUACGAGGUAAAUAACAUUAAAAACUUUGAUUGAAGCAAAAAUAUAUUCAAGUGAUACUUUAUAUAUUUAAAUAUUCAAACAGUUGGAUGGGAGCUAAAACGUUUAUUUGGCACAGUUUGCUUGUUGUAAUUCUCUGUUGAAGAUUUCUUAACAGAAUCAUGAAUGACAUUUUAAAAGUUUACAUAAUGCAAGAAAAGCAACACAAAAAUAGUGGGAUUUUUACUUCUGGAACCAGAAUGUUUAAAUGGAAACUUACAAGACUAAUGUGGAACACCAUCAACAGAGGAUACAAUAAUUUUGAGUGUUAUGAUCUUGGUAGAGCUUGGGGUAAGAUGUUGCCAAGCUACACUCCACCAUCUUGGAUUAAAGUUUUUUUUUCUGGUUGAAAUGGAUCAGGUGAUUGCAAUUUAUAAAAUGCUGCCUUGCUGUCUACUGCCUACAUAGGUGAAGAGUCUCCAAGUCUGAAAACUGUAUAAUAAACGAAUAUUGAAAACUGAACAUUUUAAUUAGAUUUAUUUGAGCUUAUUGGUGAUGCUGCCAUUGUAAGGUAUCUCAGAACCUUUCGGAACAGCCUUAUAUGCUUUAAAAUGCUGCCUAAAUAGGCAGCUCUGUAGGUUUUUCGAACAGAGCCAUUGUUACAUGUUUAUUUUUUCUAUUUUUGGACAUUACAGCUCCAAACUAGCCAAGAUCGGCCUACUUUAUUACCAGAAAAUCUGAUUGAAAGCUUGCCUUCCAGCAGGUCCGUUCUUACAUGCAGGCACUUAAGAUGCUUUUUAUUCCUUUAUGAGCCCUCCCCAGUGUCCCCCAGCAAGAAGAACCGGCCUAUUUCCUCAGACAAUUACUCUUUAGUGGCUUUUAUUUCAACACUGUUAAAGAGCCGGCAUGGUGUUUAGAAACCAUCAGUGUAUGUACACACUUCCAUAGAGCCGCCAAAGCAUCUGAAGUGGUGCUCACGUUGCAUGAGGACACCGGGUUUUGAAUGGGAGUUCAAUCCAGGGAAUGAGUUAAGGUCCAUCUGCGAUGUAUUUUUGAGAUAACGCUCUAUUGACUGUCUAUGUAGCCUCUAACCGAUCAUUGUUACCCAACAUGGAUGUUAUUAAAAUAAUGUCAGACGUCUAAAAAGGCUCCUUCGACUCCUCUUAGAAACCGUAGCAGUAUGUGUUACUUCGAGGGGUGUAAAAGGGAAUUCUUUUCCAUUGGAAAAGCAAAGAGAUUGCAUGUUAUGGCCUAAAGGUCAGAUAUCGGGAAUGCUUUGCUUCUGUGUUCAUACCUGUAUUCAGCUGAAUAUGUAAGUGUAAAUAUGACCAACAUCCUCUCCGUCUUUUUUUGGUUUCGUUCACAUAGCUUUAUUUGAACAUUUACUGUGCUUUCCUCUGUUAUCUUGAGGGAUUCUUUUGUUGUUUUUGUUUUGUUUGUGAAUGUGGGAACUCGGGCCUGUAUUUGCCUCAGAGUCCUCGUCUGGUGAGACCGAAGGGAAAAUACUCACGAUCUUCAUUUCUCUUUGCUGUUGCGCACAUUUUGAGUUUUGUAAACCGGUUUGUUCAUUUUGAAGAAGAUCCAUUAUUGUAAAUACGUCCCUCUACAAGUAAAAAAAAUGUAUAUUUUUACGGACUCUGAGUUAUUAAUACUUCAUUUGCAAAUAAAAUAUUCAACGACAA